Molecule: messenger RNA, 2837 nt
Organism: Phytophthora nicotianae INRA-310
Lineage: Eukaryota; Oomycota; Peronosporomycetes; Peronosporales; Peronosporaceae
Exons: 1
Coding region: 55-1950 (631 amino acids)
Molecular function (GO): protein binding
Source: RefSeq, a predicted model, not a curated record
GUAUGGCACCAUAAUCACGGCGCUUAUUGAUCCGAUUUUCCGGUGUUCUUGAUCAUGUCGACGCUGACGUCUGCGCGCGUGGUUUGCCUGGCUCACCCGCGCAUUGAUGCGCUUUCCCACGUCCCGCAGCUCGUGUCCCAGUACCUGGACGUAUCUACGCGUUGGUCACUGGCCCGCGCCGCUGAGCGGGGCUUCGUUCACCUUGUGCGACGUUUGUUAACCACUUUAAACACUUCCAACCUCAAUGUAAUGGCUGAAACCCGCGCUGCGAUGCGGAGUGCAGCCGCGAACAACUAUCUAGAUAUUCUGGAGAUAUUAUCUACCCACUAUCCCCACGCUGUGAUCGAUGAGACGAUAAUUAUGCAGGCGGCCUCCAAUGGCCAUGGAGAAGUUCUCUGCUGGCUCCAACCACGUCUCCGUAAGCUUCUACCUUGUUAUAAAGAAUAUGAUUUUUACUCCCUAAAGAGCGUGGCUGCUGCUGUCGAGAAUGGGCAUUUGUCGGUGGUACAGUGGCUGUUGGACGCUAGGGGGACACAGGAUACCGGUGACUUGACGGAGACGCAUCUGCACCAAGCUACGGCUAGAGGAGGUCACCUGGGGGUUGUCAAGUGGCUACGGACACAUGUGGAGGAGGAUAUUGAGUCUAGAGCUCUAGAUGAAGCGGCGGCAGGAGGGUUCUUAGAUGUGGUCGAGUUUUUACAUAACGAGUGGAAGGAGGCGAAGCUUGAGAGCAACCGAUGCAGUUGCCGAGCGACGUCGAGAGCGAUGAACGGUGCCGCGAGUAAUGGCCACUUGGAGGUGGUUAAAUGGCUCCAUGAGCACCGUGAUGAAGGGUGUACGAUGGACGCGAUGAAUAGAGCAGCUUGGAAUGGCCAUUUGGAAAUAGUAAAAUGGCUGCACGACCAUCGAACUGAAGGAUGCACACAGCAAGCGAUGAACAUGGCUGCGAAAGGAGGACACUUGGCGAUUGUGCAGUUCCUUCAUGAGAACUGUACUGAAGGCUGUACGUACAAUGCGAUGGACUGGGCAGCUCAGGAAAACCAUCUUGAUAUUGUGAAAUGGCUACAUGUUAACCGUAGUGAAGGAUGUUCACGUCUUACUAUGAAUGAAGUCGCGAAGCGUGGCCACUUUGAAAUGCUUAAAUGGCUACAUGAGAAUCGGACCGAGGGCUGUACUGUUGCAGCUAUGAACGCUGCUGCGACCCACGGGCACUUCGAUAUUGUCCAAUUCUUGCAUGCCAAUCGAUCGGAGGGGUGUACCAAUACAGCAAUGGACGGAGCGGCAGAAAAUAAUCAUCUAGCUAUUGUCGAAUGGCUUCAUCGACAUCGCAGUGAAGGAUGUUCGAGACGCGCAAUGGACUCCGCAGCUCGAAAUGGUCAUUUGGAAAUGGUAAAGUGGCUACAUUUGAAUCGAAAUGAAGGGUGCUCGACCAGUGCUAUGGAUGGAGCGGCCGAGUACGGUCACUUGGAUAUUGUCAAGUUCCUACACACAAACCGUACUGAAGGGUGUACUUACCGUGCAAUGGACAAAGCUGCUGGUAAUGGCCACCUUGAAGUGGUGCGGUGGCUACAUAAUAAUCGUCAGGAAGGCUGCAGUUCGGACGCCAUGGAUGAAGCCGCCAAAAACGGUCAUAUGGCAGUCAUGCGCUUCUUACAGGUACAUCGUCAGGAAGGCUGCACAGUGCGUGCAUUGAAUGCAGCCGCUGCAAGAGGGGGCUUUGAAACGCUGGAGUGGCUUCGCGCAGAGAGCAGCCUAGAAAUCGAGGAGCUGCCGAUACACGCAGCUCUUGCGGCCAUCUCGAGAGAUCGUAUUGAGAUAUUGCAUUGGCUGCUCACACACUUGGUUGCCGACGGAGUACACGAAUUGAGAAUUCUGUACGAUGCCGCACGGUACCAUAAUCGGUCGCAUAUCUUGGCAUAUCUCGACGGCUACUGGACGAUUGACAUGUAGAACAGACAGUUCGAUGCGUAUCCGUUCCCGAUUCGGGAGUAAAUCGUAUUUGGGAAUCCAGACAAGAAAUUGGAUAAUUCCACAGGGAUCACGGAAAUCACUAGUGGCCAUGCUUCAACACUUUGUUGUCCCUAGAGCAUGCUGUCUCGUCGAUGUCACGCAUCUCGAGGAACGUCUAGUAUAUGGGUGCGGAUUAAUCCUGAGUGCCAAGAAGAUGAAUUCUAAGUGGAUUGGCUGUAGCUGACAACUUGUUUGAGUUUAACGCUUCCACUAAACAGCAACUUCAACUCUUAGCUCCCAGAGAUCGCCCAACGCAAAUAUCGAAUCACUAAAUGCGUGUGCUCACGAAAACAAGUCGAUCCAUCUUCUAAACAGGGGAGCUCGCAAAUUGAUGUGCAAAAGCAGAUUGGUUGCCCAGUAACAACUCGAAAACUCCCCGUCUUAGUAGUUCAUUCAUAUUUCCACUACUGUGUACUCGAUUUUCUGGCUUAUAAGAUGCCCCGGCGACUAAACUUGGUACCAACACCCACUCAGAAUCCCGCUUUUUGUGAUGUAGCACUCACGAUUCGGCCAAAUCCACUCAGAAUUAAGCUUUUUCCCUUGCUUCAGGUUUUGAGUGGUUGAAGAUUGAGGAUGUACAGAUCUGCACCGAAUGUGGCUGAUGUUCAGAUCCUGUGAGGUAUACACCAUGGCAACGAAGUAUACUUCCUUGAUCGCUGAGGUAUCAGUAAUUCAGCAACAAGUUCGACCACAGCAGAUCCGAUUCCAAUUAUAGUGAAAUAUACUACUAGUAACUGAAGACAGCGUCUCAAAAAUAGCAGGAUCGGCAUCAAAAACAUGGUUUGACAAUACAUCAAGUUCUCGCGAUAAGACAUCUAUGAUGGAGA